UGAGGGGAAAUGAUGCGCUGACCGAGGCUGCGGGCGAUUCCGCCGCAACUGAGCCAGGCCGGCCUCGGUAUGUCAGGGAGCCGGCAGCCUCCGCAGCACUCUCUGGCGGGGCCGGGCGCCGUGGGGCCCCCGGGAUCCUCCUCCGCCUCCUCCUCCUCCUCCGCAGUCACCACCUCGGCCUCCUCGGCCACCGCGACGGCGCCGGGCUCAUCGUCGUCGUCCACCUCGGCGGGGCUGGGGGUCCCGGCGCGGCCUGUGUUGGUGGCGGUCGCCGUCUCCGGCUCUUCCAACGGCGGCCUUUCGCGGCUGGCGGGGGCGGCCCGAGCAAGUGCCGGGAGCGGCGCGACCAGCGGCGGCACAAGCGGCAGCAGGAAGCGGCAGCUGCUCACGCCGCUUUGCAAUGGCCUCCUGAACUCCUACGAGGACAAAAGCAACGACUUCGUGUGCCCCAUCUGCUUUGAUAUGAUUGAAGAAGCUUACAUGACAAAAUGUGGGCACAGCUUCUGCUAUAAAUGUAUUCAUCAAAGCUUGGAGGACAACAACAGAUGUCCCAAAUGUAAUUAUGUUGUGGAUAACAUUGACCAUCUCUACCCCAACUUUUUAGUGAAUGAGCUCAUCCUUAAACAGAAACAAAGAUUUGAGGAAAAGAGAUUCAAACUGGACCAUUCAGUGAGUAGCACCAAUGGCCAUAGGUGGCAGAUAUUUCAAGAUUUGCUGGGAACAGAUCAAGAUAACCUUGAUUUGGCCAAUGUUAACUUAAUGUUGGAACUGCUGGUCCAAAAGAAAAAACAGCUGGAGGCAGAAUCCCAUGCUGCCCAGCUACAGAUUUUGAUGGAAUUCCUGAAGGUUGCCAGAAGAAAUAAAAGAGAGCAACUGGAACAGAUUCAGAAGGAGCUGAGUGUUCUGGAAGAAGAUAUUAAACGAGUGGAGGAAAUGAGUGGCUUGUAUUCACCAGUCAGUGAGGACAGUACUGUGCCUCAGUUUGAACCGUACUCACCUUCACACAGUAGCGUAAUUGAUUCUACAGAAUACAGCCAGCCUCCUGGAUUUAGUGGCAGUUCCCAGACUAAGAAACAGCCAUGGUAUAACAGUACGUUAGCAUCAAGGAGGAAGAGGCUUACAGCUCAUUUUGAGGAUCUGGAGCAAUGCUACUUUUCCACUAGGAUGACUCGAGUAUCAGAUGACAGCAGAACCUCAAGCCAGCUGGAUGAAUUUCAGGAGUGCCUAUCCAAAUUCACUCGCUACAAUUCUGUCCGACCCUUGGCAACGCUGUCUUAUGCUAGUGACCUCUACAAUGGAUCCAGCAUAGUAUCCAGUAUUGAGUUUGACCGGGACUGUGACUAUUUUGCCAUUGCUGGGGUGACAAAGAAGAUCAAAGUCUAUGAAUAUGGCACAGUUAUCCAGGAUGCAGUUGAUAUUCAUUACCCAGAAAAUGAAAUGACAUGUAAUUCCAAAAUCAGCUGUAUCAGCUGGAGUAGUUACCACAAAAACCUGUUGGCCAGCAGUGACUAUGAAGGUACCGUCAUCUUGUGGGAUGGGUUCACAGGGCAGCGGUCAAAAGUUUACCAGGAGCAUGAGAAAAGAUGCUGGAGUGUGGACUUUAAUUUAAUGGAUCCCAAACUCUUGGCCUCAGGCUCUGAUGAUGCAAAAGUGAAGCUGUGGUCAACCAACCUGGACAACUCAGUAGCAAGUAUUGAAGCCAAGGCAAAUGUGUGUUGUGUGAAAUUCAGCCCAUCAUCUAGGUACCAUCUGGCCUUUGGUUGUGCAGAUCACUGUGUUCACUACUAUGAUCUUCGGAACACUAAGCAGCCAAUCAUGGUCUUCAAAGGGCAUCGCAAGGCUGUUUCAUAUGCAAAGUUUGUUAGUGGAGAGGAAAUAGUGUCUGCGUCAACAGACAGCCAGCUAAAGCUGUGGAAUGUGGGGAAGCCGCACUGUUUGCGCUCCUUUAAGGGUCACAUCAACGAGAAGAAUUUUGUAGGUUUGGCAUCUAAUGGAGACUAUAUUGCCUGUGGAAGUGAAAAUAACUCUCUCUACCUGUACUACAAAGGCCUCUCAAAGACACUGCUAACCUUCAAAUUUGACACUGUCAAAAGUGUCCUGGACAAGGACCGUAAGGAGGAUGACACAAACGAAUUUGUCAGUGCUGUAUGCUGGAGGGCACUGCCGGAUGGGGAGUCCAAUGUGCUGAUUGCUGCUAACAGUCAGGGUACAAUUAAGGUACUGGAGCUGGUAUGAAAGGUGUUCUCUCUCUCUCAAGGCUUUGAAUACUUGAUCCUGCUUUCAUCUGGGAUUCUCAGUGGGGCACACAACUGAAGCUAACUUGCUCUUCCUUCUCAGAGUGAUCUCAUUUUGGGGGAUCUUUUCAUUUAUGGACACGCUUAGGACAUCUGGGGACUCUGAGAAGUACCAGUGAAUUCAGUACCAUCAAUAUUAACUCCACAGACUUUGCUGCUGAUGAUUCUAUUGCUUGUCUAAUUUUUAUGAGGGGGAUGUGGGGUGGGGGGAAAUGGAUUGUUUUAAAUAAAAUCAGAUACUGAAAAAGAAAUGGUGAAAGUUCAUUGCACCAAACAUGGAAGCAGGACAUCCCUCUGUUGAUAGGCAUGGUGACAGGUUUGCCCUUGUACUGAUUUGUUCAAGGGCUGUGCUUCGAAGCCGUCUUCUGAAUUACCACCUCUGGCCUUUUUUCCCUCCAUUCCCACCAGAGGAAAACAAAACCUCUCUAAUCCUGACUGGAACACUUUGAGCAUGCAUCUUUCUAAUUUGGAGCCCUCAAGUAAAAGGUUUGGCCCUUUUUGUUUUUAUUUUUGAAAUGGAUUAUGUGUUCAGGCAAGUUUACCACUCCAAAGAUUGAAGCCAUCUCUACAACCAACCAGAGCAGCCGGUCCAAUAACCAAUAAUUCCUUUGUGCUGAUGUAAAAGGACCACAUCUAAGGACAUGCAAGCAACUUGAUCUCCAAGUCCACCUGCUCCUCGGUCACCUCUCUUGCCUACCAGCUAAGUAAAGAUGCCAUCUGUGAUUUAGAUAUGUGCUGAUUGGGAGCGAAUCUGACACUGCUUAAUUAUCCCCCCCACCCCAGCCACCAAACUUUCAAUAAAUAAUGACUUCCUGUCUCUUCUGAUCUGCGUUACAUUGAAAUUAUUGAACUGGAGGCAACAGACAACAAAUGGUCCAAUUUGUUCACCCCUAAUCACCCCAUCCCCAUCUGUGUCACUUGUAGAAACCAAGCAUUUUGAAUGUUGUAAUAUAUUUUGGGGAUAGGCUAUGGUAGCCUUAUUUUUUAAUAACCAUGCAUACACUUAAUUGUACAAGUGGAGAGAAUGGGGAAAUAAACUGUGAUUCCAACUGUUC
Elgaria multicarinata webbii is the source of this 3349-nucleotide messenger RNA. RefSeq names its product COP1 E3 ubiquitin ligase (gene COP1). Gene Ontology annotation, molecular function: ubiquitin protein ligase activity; protein binding. The record is from RefSeq and is a predicted model, not a curated record. Gene Ontology annotation, biological process: proteasome-mediated ubiquitin-dependent protein catabolic process. Bases 70 to 2235 code for a protein of 721 amino acids. Lineage: Eukaryota; Metazoa; Chordata; Lepidosauria; Squamata; Anguidae. The transcript is spliced from 20 exons.